GCCACGGAAACCGCGAAUUUGCUCGGCUCAUUGACUUGAUACUCGCAAUUAAAAUGACUCCCAAGCUGCCACUAAUGAUCGAAAGAUGAGUCCAUAAAAGCGGCGCUUCUGGCCACACAGCAGCAUUCAAAUUUGCAAAAUGAUUCGAGUUCUAGUGCUGCUGGUAGUGCUUCAAAUGUGCGCUUUUAGCGAGUCUCGCUUCGCCAAAAUUAACAUCAAUCUGGGACUAACCGUGGCCGAUGACUCACCCAAAACGCUCACCGAGGACAUGAUUCGCCUGUGUGGCGAUCAAACGGAUAUAUCCCUCAAGGAGUUGCACAAGUUGCAGAGGGAGGACUAUUCGGAGUCCUCGGAAUCGAUUCAGUGUUUCACCCAUUGCCUCUACGAGCAGAUGGGUCUGAUGCACGAUGGCGUUUUUGUGGAACGCGAUCUGUUUGGCCUCCUUUCGGAUGCCAGUAAUCCCGAUAUGUGGCCAGAGCGCCAGUGCCACGCGAUUCGUGGCAGCAACAAAUGUGAGACCGCCUUCAAGAUUCACCAAUGCCGGCAGCAAUUGAAACAGCCCAAGGAGGUGGAGGUCACCACCGAUGCACCCAAGCCUUAGAAUUUCUCAUGAUGGUGUAUAUGCGCCUAACGAUUAAAAUAUAUGCGUUUGAACAUUAAAUGAAUCAAAAAAUGGAA
Molecule: messenger RNA, 678 nt
Organism: Drosophila erecta
Lineage: Eukaryota; Metazoa; Arthropoda; Insecta; Diptera; Drosophilidae
Gene: Obp47a
Product: general odorant-binding protein 56a
Exons: 2
Coding region: 140-601 (153 amino acids)
Biological process (GO): sensory perception of smell
Molecular function (GO): odorant binding
Source: RefSeq, a predicted model, not a curated record